Molecule: messenger RNA, 563 nt
Organism: Nicrophorus vespilloides
Lineage: Eukaryota; Metazoa; Arthropoda; Insecta; Coleoptera; Silphidae
Exons: 4
Coding region: 24-563 (179 amino acids)
Source: RefSeq, a predicted model, not a curated record
UAAACAAGAAAAGUUAAUUUAACAUGUUGUUUUUAAACCUUUGGGCUAUCUUUCUCCUCUUCCUCGUCCAGUUAAAGACGGCGAUGUGCAAGAACUACGGUGACGCGAUGGUAUGGGAUUUGGCCCUCUGUCACGGGCACAAUUACGUUAUAGACGGUGAUUUGGUGGUGAGGAAUGAUACGAAAGGGCAGUCCGUGAAGAUCAGGCUCAAUCUCAAGAACGAUUUCGACAAUGAAAAUAAGUACUCUUGUAAGUUCUUUACAAAAGUCAACAAUAAGAGCAAACAGUUGUUGCAUAUGAACGCGAAAGGUGCGUGCACCGCCCUUACCAAGUACGGUGGUAAAUUCUGGCAAGAUGUGGAAACCAGAGCGAACAUUCCGUCGCCCGGAUCUUGUCCCAUCAAAGCUAAAAUCUAUUAUCUUGAUUGGAUGAAAAUCCAGUACAAGGACAUCCCUUUCCUCGCGCUCGUUCCAAAGGGUAAUUACAGGGUUGAAUGCAAUCUGUACGAUAACACGGGACAAGACGUUAAGGCCUGCCUCACAUUUGAUGUUGCAAAACUGUAG